CCUCGCCGUGCGCGGGAGAAGGAGAGAGAGAGAGAGAGAGAGAGAGAGAGAAUGGAAGUAGGCAGGCUGCCAAUAUCCGCAGCGCUCAAGGGAAAGCUGGUGUCCGCUGGCUACACGUCGCUCUCUCUCCUCUCUUCCCUCUCCCCGUCUCAUCUCGCUCGUGAUCUAAAUAUAUCAGAAAAUGAAGCCCUUGACAUUCUUAAACAUGCCCCACAUGAUGGUCAGGUUGAUACUUCCAGUGUACAUCAUAUCAUCAAUGGUGCUCAGACUGCCUGGGAUAUGCUCCACGAGGAAGAAUUGUUAACAAGAAUCACUACAUCGAGUGUGGACAUUGAUAACAUCCUGGGAGGAGGGAUAAGUUGCAGGGAUGUCACUGAAAUAGGUGGAGUGCCAGGAAUUGGUAAGACGCAGCUGGGGAUUCAGCUUGCAGUAAAUGUCCAGCUUCCUAUCCAUUGUGGUGGCCUCGGGGGAAAAGCUAUCUACAUCGAUACAGAGGGUAGCUUUAUGGUGGAACGUGUGCUGCAAAUAGCUGAAGCAUGCAGCAAUGAUAUGUCAGCAACUAAUACCGUAUCCCAAGAUGUUCAUGCCGGGAAAGUAGGAAUGCAGCCUAGGGAUUUCCUGGAAAACAUUCUCUACUUCCGUGUCUGCAGUUAUACUGAGCAGAUUGCAUUGAUCAAUUACUUGGACAAAUUCAUCUCCGAGCAUAGAGAUGUUAAAAUUGUCAUCAUAGAUAGUAUCACUUUCCACUUCCGGCAAGAUUUUGACAUGGCCCUCCGGACCCGACUGCUUGGUGGAAUGGCCUUGAAGUUGAUGAAACUUGCCAAGAAGUUCUGCCUGGCUGUCGUUCUUCUGAAUCAAGUGACAACCAAGUAUGCAGAAGGCUCUUUCCAAUUGACUCUGGCAUUAGGGGAUAGCUGGUCUCAUGCUUGCACGAACCGGAUCAUCUUGUACUGGAACGGCAAUGAGCGAUACGCAUACAUUGACAAGUCACCUUCUCUUCGAUCUGCUUCAGCUCCAUAUGCUGUUACCGCUAAAGGGAUCAGGAACUCUGUUUCAAACUGCAAGAGAAUCAAGUUGAUGUAGAUGCAGGAUUUUAGUCUCCUUCUCACCUUUCAUAGAUUGAACUUUCUGGAGUGAUGGCAAUCAUCUCAAGUUUGUGUCGACCCAUGCUUUUGAAAUCCGUCCUUAAAUAUUUCUCCG
This is a messenger RNA of Rhodamnia argentea, 1200 nucleotides long. Its product is annotated as DNA repair protein RAD51 homolog 3. Gene Ontology annotation, biological process: reciprocal meiotic recombination; DNA repair; meiotic DNA recombinase assembly. Lineage: Eukaryota; Viridiplantae; Streptophyta; Magnoliopsida; Myrtales; Myrtaceae. Gene Ontology annotation, cellular component: Rad51B-Rad51C-Rad51D-XRCC2 complex; Rad51C-XRCC3 complex; replication fork. Gene Ontology annotation, molecular function: crossover junction DNA endonuclease activity; ATP binding; ATP-dependent DNA damage sensor activity. The transcript has 9 exons. The record is from RefSeq and is a predicted model, not a curated record. The coding region runs from base 52 to 1083 and encodes 343 amino acids.